Medioppia subpectinata is the source of this 2754-nucleotide messenger RNA. The record is from the annotation of a GenBank genome assembly. NCBI's taxonomy places the organism in Eukaryota, Metazoa, Arthropoda, Arachnida, Sarcoptiformes, Oppiidae.
AUGUCCGAAAUUAUAUGUGUAAGCAAUGGUAAAGCAGAUCCGGAUGGCGGCACACAAUCUACUCAAUCGGCUCCAUCACCGGUGCCCACAAUUUCAUCACAAAUGUCACCGCCGACCACAUCGGCUCCACAGACAUCAACCAAUGGAUUAGCUCAACUGCCAGUGCCUACUAUAGAGACACCAAAACCCAUACUAAACUCAUCACAGUUACAGUCGAAGACCGAAGCGAAAGCAAUGGACCAAUUGGUGGCCAGUUUUCUCCAUUUGCCGGCGCCAACCAUUGCUAAACAAACCUUCGCUGAGUCCGCGCCCGCACUAGAGAUGCUUAGCGUCAAGACAUCGGCUCAACCGAUGAUUGAUGACGAAUAUUAUGCCAUGAAAUCAAAACCGCGCGGAUAUUGCCUUAUAUUCAAUUUAAUUAAUUUCCCCAACCAUUCGACUGAAUUUCCGUAUCGAUUUGGUUCUGAAGGCGAAGGCAAUCGGUUAACGGAAGUGUUCUCACAGUUGCACUUCGAGGUGAAUGUGUUCACCAAUUUUAGUAAGAAUGACAUCGAAAAUACUGUCGAAGAAUACUCCCAAAAGAAAGAGCUCUCAAAACACGACUGCUUUGUUCUCAUUGUUCUCUCACAUGGAGUGAAUGGAGGAGAAUUUGUCGAUGACAGAGACUAUGGCGUUGGGUGUGAAGUGCAGGCUUUAAGUGAGAAUUUGGAUUUCGAUACAAGUAUUGCCGACGAAGGAAACGAUCCAAAGGAUACAACUGAACCAAAACCUCCAGCGAAAGUGCCGACAGUUAGCGAUGUUAUGAUAUGCUAUUCAACUAUUGACGGACACGUGUCGUAUCGAAGUCCAGGUACGGGUUCGUGGUUGGGAAUGGCCAUCUCCAGUGUACUCCUUAAUAUGGCUCACGAAUUGGAAUUACCUAUACUUCUUACAAAAAUUUCGGAUCAUGUUUCAAAGAAAGAAAACAUCGAAGACGGGGGCAAACGAGUGGGCAAACAAGUGGUUGAAUAUUCCAUCGCCGAUAUGUCUACACCAUUGGCUCAGCCAUCGGUUCCAUCACUGGUGACCAUCAUUUCAUCACAACUGUCACCGCCAACCACAUCGGUUCCGCAGACAUCACCCAAUGGAUUAGCUCAACCGCCAGCGCCCACUACAGGGACACUACAAUCCAUGCCCAACACAAAAGAAGCACUUUGGGAAAAGACCGAAACGGAAGGUACGAGUAAAUUGUUGGCCACUUAUCCCCAAAGUACAAUCGAAGAGGAUGUCGCUCAACCCGUGUCCAACGAAGCGCUGCUUCACGUGCAGAGUUGUCCGCAACCAAUGAUUGGUCCCAAUUAUUAUGCCAUGGAAUCAAAUCCGCGCGGAUAUUGUCUUAUAUUCAAUAUAAUUGAUUUCCCCGAAGAGUCAAUAUAUGAAGAACGAGUCGGUUCUCAAAGCGAUGCCAAACGAUUGUAUCAAGUGUUCCAAGAGUUGCACUUUAAGGCCAAAGUGUUCACCAAUUCAUAUAAGAAAGACAUCAAACUUAUUGUUGACAAAUACUCUAAAAAGAGGCAACUUUUAAAACACGACUGUUUUGUCCUCAUAGUUCUGUCGCAUGGAAAGGAUGGCGGAGUAUUUGUCGCAUCUGAUGCCAAGUUUAUCGCAUAUAAGGAUAUUAUCGACAAAUUUAAUAACAAGAAUUGCAAAAAUCUCAUUAAUAAACCUAAACUAUUCUUCUUCAGCUGUUGUCGCGGAGGAAAUAGAGACUUGGAUGGCGGCCGCGAAGGGGUCGAAGCUUUUAGCGAUGGAUUGAAUUUAGAUUCGGUUACAGCGGACACAGAAAACGAUGGAAUGGACGCAACAAAGCCAACAAAAGUGCCAACAGUUGGCGAUAUUAUGAUCUGCUACUCAACUCUUGAGGGAAAGGUGUCGGGUCGGAAUAGAGAUUCGGGCACGUAUUUGGGCAUGGCCAUCUCCAAUGUGCUCGUUAAUCACGCACAUCAACUAGAGUUGUCUAGACUUCUUCCAAAAAUUUGCGAUUAUGUUUCAAAGAUUAACGGCAAACAAGUUGUCGAAUAUAUUUAUAGAGGCUUUAAAAAGCGAUUCCAUUUUAAUCCGUAUUAUUUUGCUACUAUUGAUACGCGUAGCGAAGACUAUGUUAUGCUUGGCGAACAGACGCGCCGCCAACCAAUAAUUGGUCCCGAAUAUUAUCCCAUAUCAUCCAAAACUCGCGGUUAUUGUCUUAUAUUCAAUAUCUUUGAUUUCCCAACACUUGUCGACAAAUAUCGCAGAGAGGGUUCCGAAAGGGAUGCCAACCAAUUGAAGCAAGACUUCCAACGUUUGCAUUUUGAAGUCGAUGUCAUCUCCAAUCCAAUUAAGAAAGAUAUCGAUUCUAAACUUGAAGAAUACUCACAAAAGACGGAACUCUUACAACACGACUGCUUUGUUCUCAUUGUUCUCUCACACGGAGUAAAGGAUCACUUUAUAUAUAAGGAUGACUUCGGAGUGGUUUAUGCAACGGGAGGGCCCGUCAAUGACGAGGACAUAGAUUGGGUUACUUCAGACGUCGGGCCUAAUGCUGAGAUCGAGCGCAUUCUGGCACAGAUGCCGACACUGAGCGAUGUUAUGAUCUGUUACUCAACUAUUGACGGAUUUCGGAACUAUCGAAAUGAAAAGAAUGGCAUUGGCUUUGGAACGGCUCUCUCCAAAGUGUUACGCAAAUGUGACCCUUAUAUUGAAUUAACAGACCUUCUUAUAGACGUAAAUAUGUGA